Messenger RNA from Cyprinus carpio (common carp), 1373 nucleotides. RefSeq lists its product as uncharacterized. Gene Ontology annotation, molecular function: protein homodimerization activity; protein heterodimerization activity. Gene Ontology annotation, biological process: cell adhesion; angiogenesis. The record is from RefSeq and is a predicted model, not a curated record. Lineage: Eukaryota; Metazoa; Chordata; Actinopteri; Cypriniformes; Cyprinidae.
CUGGGCGUGGGUUUAAAAAGUCGAAAGUGAAAGCUUGGUUUAACAUUUCUCGGACGGCUGUAUUCUCACCUCUUUGAACAAUGGAAUCGGAUUUCCAAUAGUAAACAUGUCUUCAGUGAAGGUUAUGCUUGUAGUCUCUCUCUUCAUCCCUGCUGUGAGACCCGGUUCAGAUUUGUUUAAAUUGAAGUGCCUACCUGCAGUUGGAAUUCUUGCUCAGACCACAGUUAUCAGAUGCUUUUUCAAAAACACCACAGAUAUUCAGAUACUUGGAGUUUAUUUAACAAAAGCUGAACAGAAAGAGCCAUUUUUUAGUCAAGUCGGUUUAGAAAGAUCAGGAGAUCCACGCUUUAGUCUUGAAAACUUAGCAGUGGGUCCAUCUCUGCAAAUCUAUGACACAAUGUUUUCUGAUGAGGGCAAAUAUCAGUAUCGUGUUAUAACGGACAGUGGUGCUAAAGAAAUACAAUUUAGCAUCAGUGUCACAGCAAAGUACAAGGAUCUCAUCACAAGCACAUGGCCUGAAUAUGUAAUUGAUGGAGGACCUGCCAGCCUUUACUGCAAUGCUACUGGUGGAUACCCAGAAGGCUUCAUCCAUUGGUUUGACCAUUCUGGAACUAACUGGACCAUAAAUUCAGAGCUGACAAAAGUCCCCAAGAACAUCAGUGGUGUAAAAUCUGUAGCUUUGUCUAGCAAACUGACUUUCAAGUCUAUCAACUUGGGCCUGGCACCAUUUAGAUGCAUCAUCUUUAAUAGCAAAUAUGUACAAGAUGGAGAGAACACACUGAAGAUUGCAUCUGCUAUAAGUAGUAAUGUUACGUUCUGUGCCAAGGCUUCGGAGCGUGUGUAGAUAAAACCCGGCAGCUUUCAGUGAAGCGUGUAUCGAGGCUUGUAUUGCUUUAGAGCAAUGACGUAAUUGAUGCUCUCCGAAGCCUCGCUUGGCAAGACUGGUUCAGGAAGCAGUUCAAAUCUUGUAAAUUCACAGUCCUCUGCCCUGUUAAACUCAGCCACUUUCCAGUUUUAGACUAAUAAUAUUGCCCCUCCUGCCUGUUAUGAGCAAACACUUGAUUUACACACCUUUGAUAGCCCCAUUCAUUUCAAGCCAAUACGUUUAUUACACAGUUAUGCUAUAUUAUGUUAUACAGACAUUAUAUACCACUAGAAAAUACACAUUAUAUUCAUAUAAAUAGAUUUUAUGUGUUAACUGAUUUUUUUUCAUCACCAUUACAGUGCAUCACAGAUCACAUCAGGGUCCCUAUUCACAAAACAUUUUAUCUUGUACCUAAGAGUUCUCCUAAAUAGCAGUAAAAGUUUUUAGCUAACAGCUUUCUCUUAAAACCUAUUCACAAAGCUGCUGAGACAAAAUUUUACGAAGGAAU